AUGAUGAUGGAAUUAUUGGUAUUGCCGGUAUUAGAAAUUAUCGAAGAUGACGAUGUUGAAAUUGUCGAGUUUUUAAAUUAUCAACGACGUACGUACACAAUUUGUGUACGAAUUAACCAUAUGGAGUUUUGGGACGAUCAAGACUUUAAAGUUAGAUUUAGAAUCUCCAAAGAAGUAGUUAUUGAAGUUUUAGGAUAUAUAAAUGAGCAAAUAUCUUCACAAUCAUAUAGGUGA
Macrosiphum euphorbiae (potato aphid) is the source of this 234-nucleotide messenger RNA. NCBI's taxonomy places the organism in Eukaryota, Metazoa, Arthropoda, Insecta, Hemiptera, Aphididae. The record is from the annotation of a GenBank genome assembly.